This is a messenger RNA of Phragmites australis (common reed), 742 nucleotides long. RefSeq names its product protein SENESCENCE-ASSOCIATED GENE 21, mitochondrial-like. Bases 271 to 567 code for a protein of 98 amino acids. Gene Ontology annotation, cellular component: mitochondrion. The transcript has 2 exons. Gene Ontology annotation, biological process: response to stress. The record is from RefSeq and is a predicted model, not a curated record. NCBI's taxonomy places the organism in Eukaryota, Viridiplantae, Streptophyta, Magnoliopsida, Poales, Poaceae.
GAGCUACACUUGUCGAGGCAGCUCUCUUGGUUUGUAUGGCCACCUGGCCUUGCCCCUUGGACAAGUUCCAAGAGCCUUCGUUAAUCCCGUGGCCAUCAUCAUUUGGCCCCUUCCGUCUCCUGCUCUCUGUCUCCCGCUAGCUCUAUAAAAGAAUCCGCCCUGCAACAUCUCUCAUCACGUUCACGUCUCAAACAAGAGAUCGAGAAGAGAGAAGAAAGCUUAUAGAGAGAGAAGAGAGCUUAUAGAGAGCUGCGAUUCAGUCCUGACUCCAUGGACAGAGUUGCAUCAAGCUGUGUCAGCCUUCUCACACAAAGGAGGGGGUACUCCGUGGCCGCGGCCAUGGUGAAGGGAGCCGGGCGGAGGACCGACGAGAAGAAGGUGGCGGCAGUAGCGGCCAAGCGCGCGAUGGGCAAGAAGGACGUGAACAUGGCGGCCGCCGCGGCAGAGGAGAAGACGGCGUGGGUGCCGGACCCGGUGACCGGGUACUACCGCCCGGCGGGUAGCGCCAAGGAGGUGGACGCGGCGGAGCUGCGCGCCAAGUUGCUGGCGCAGCCCGCCGUGAACUGAUUAAUCAAUCAAUCGAGCUCGUUCAUUAUGCUUCAAGAUACGUGCUCGUGGUUGAUCGCUAGGCCGCUUUGGCCUAGAGGUUGAUACGACCUACGAGGCCGCGUAUCAUAGUAAUAACUGCAUCGUCGGUACUGAGCUGUGGUUCUGCGUUAGGUUUUCGUGUGUGUGUCUAUAU